ACGUUCCUUCUGUAACACCAUAUAAAACCAUCUCCAUUGACUCCCCAUUCCAUUCACACUUCCACUUCCCUUUUUCCCUCUUUUUCCACCACAGCCACAAUUACCAUUUUGCCAUCAAUGGCGUUACAGAGACAACCUAGUGAUCUCAAAACUAGAAUCAACACAUGUCUGAACAGAUUAUCCGACCGUGACACCCUCACAGUUGCAACAAACGAACUCGAAUCAAUAGCUAGAACUCUCAACACUGAAGGAUUUAGUGCAUUUUUAACUUGUAUUUCAACUACAGAUACUUCACAUAAAUCGCCCGUACGCCGACAAUGUGUUCGGCUUAUCGGCGUGCUCUCGGCGUCUCAUGGCGACGCGCUUUCACCGCAUUUAACGAAAAUGAUUUCGGUAGUACUCCGUCGGCUUCGUGACGGUGACUCGGCUGUUAGAACGGCUUGUGUUGAAGCUGUUACGUCAAUUGCUUCGGAGAUUACUCAAGUUCCGUUUUCGUCUAUUUUGAAGCCGUUGGUUGAUGCUAUUGUGCAUGAACAGGAUAAUAACUCGCAGAUGGGAGCUUCGCUUUGUCUUGCAGCAGCAAUUGAAGCAUCACCUGAUCCUGAACCAACUGAGCUAAAGAAAGUGUUACCAAAGCUCUUGAAAUUGGUGAAGAAUGAUAGUUUUAAAGCUAAACCAGCGUUGUUGUCGCUUAUUGGUAGUAUUGUUAGUGUUGGUGGUGCUUCGAAUAAGAAUGUAUUGAGUAAUUUGGUUCCAAUUACGGUUGAGUUGUUGAGUAGUGAAGAUUGGACUGUAAGGAAGGCUGCGGCGGAGACAUUGGGACGAUUGGCUGUUUCAGAAAGAGAGUUGUUGGCUGAGUUGAAGGGGUUUUGUAUCACUUCAUUGGAUAAUAGAAGAUUUGAUAAGGUGAAGGUUGUGAGAGAGACAAUGAAUAGGGCGUUAGAAUGGUGGAAGGAAGUUCCAGGUACUUCAGAUGAUGUCUUGCCUCGAUCACAAUCCAAGUUUUCACCCAAAGAAUACUCUGAAUUUGUGUCUCCAGAUUGUGGUAGUGGUGCCUGUUCUCCAACUCCUUCCAAAAGUUCGAGUGAUACAGCCACAGAGACCCCUCAACUGAAGAAAGCACUCCGCCCAAGCAAGUCACUUGCAUCCAGCAGUUCUUCCUCGAUCACCUCCCAGAAGAAUAGUUCUACUAGGUUCCGCCGCACAAAAUCAAAUGUCACGAGCUCCUGUAAGCUGGAUUUAAGAAAAUCCCUUGAUGCAAAAGCAAAACACACUGUUUCACAGGCUUCUGCAUUGGAGGUAGCUUUUGAAGAACAGAAGAGUCAGAAUCUUAGAGUUCAAGAUUCAGUGGAUACAGUUAGUUGUAGCAGUUCAAGUUCAGAAGUAAAGUCAACUGUAUUCAACAGACCACCUGAUGAAAAGUUCCACAGAUGUGGUAAUUCACAGUCUGGUUCUCGGGCUAUUCCACUCUUUGAAGACUACAAUAACAACAUGGUACCUGAUGAAAACACCAAUGAAGAUGCCCUCUUGAGUCAUAGAGAGUACGAGCAACUUUGUUCUGUCCGCAAACAGCUUGUUCAGAUUGAAAAUCAACAGUCCAGUUUGUUGGACCUCCUCCAGGGAUUUAUUGGCAGCUCACGAAAUGGAAUGAAUUCUUUAGAGAAACGUGUAAAUGGUUUGGAGAGAUUACUUGAUGAAAUGCAACAUGAUUUGGCAAUAACAACAGGGAGGAUAGCUAAUACUGAUUUUACAGGAAAUACAUGUUACAUGCUCCCUCGUGCAGAAUUUUUGAGUCCUAAGUUUUGGAGAAGUUCAGAAGAGCAAGAUUCAAAUUCAAGAAUAUCUUUCUCCACUGGAAGCCAGAAUACCGUUUACAGUGAGCCAGAAACAAAUGCUUCAGCAAAACUGAUGGGUGUCACUCAAAAUGAAUGUAACUUUGCAUUGCGUUCUUCCUCCAAUAGAAGAAAAGAGAGAAUAGCUCGAGAAGGUGAAACUGCGGGUUUUUGUCAUGUCGGUAGGCUUAACGGGGCUUCAUUUGCAAAUUGCAUAGAGCAGCAAACUUGAGCUGUAGGUGAUUGUCUUUCUUUAGCUUGACAUGAUGAUACCUGGAUUGAGAAUCUUAGCAGGUCGUGCGGACACUUGGAACUUCAGUCUCAAUGCUGACUUAUUUGGAUAGAGAAUCUUUAUUCCGUCUGAAGCUGGAUGUACGGGGCACGGAAAACAUGUAUCUGGAAAGAUCAAAGCUAAUUGGCUUUGAAGAAGCCCAAAGAAUCAGACACCUUACAAGUUUUCAAUAUUUAUACUCUGGUCAUUGGGCUAUAAGGGCUAAUGAGCUCCAUUGUCGGCAAGAAAUGGGGGAGUCUGUACAGAAGCUCUGAAUGUUAAAUGCUGUUUAUGCUAAAUUUAUUCCGUUUUCUGAUUCUAAUAAUCCAAUGAUUGUUCUGAUCUUCCAAA
Lycium ferocissimum is the source of this 2454-nucleotide messenger RNA. Its product is annotated as TORTIFOLIA1-like protein 4. Gene Ontology annotation, cellular component: microtubule. The coding region runs from base 118 to 2064 and encodes 648 amino acids. Gene Ontology annotation, molecular function: microtubule binding. The record is from RefSeq and is a predicted model, not a curated record. The transcript has 6 exons. Lineage: Eukaryota; Viridiplantae; Streptophyta; Magnoliopsida; Solanales; Solanaceae.